Strigops habroptila (Kakapo) is the source of this 2994-nucleotide messenger RNA. It is a transcript of the gene SLC7A1, whose product is annotated as solute carrier family 7 member 1. Lineage: Eukaryota; Metazoa; Chordata; Aves; Psittaciformes; Psittacidae. The record is from RefSeq and is a predicted model, not a curated record. Gene Ontology annotation, cellular component: plasma membrane. The transcript is spliced from 14 exons. The coding region runs from base 165 to 2324 and encodes 719 amino acids. Gene Ontology annotation, biological process: transmembrane transport; amino acid transport. Gene Ontology annotation, molecular function: amino acid transmembrane transporter activity.
AACAUACCAGCAUGGCAUAAGCACAAGAUUUUUGUUCUGAAGACGAGUAGCAGUGAUGGUACAGCUGUUUGGGGGAUACAUUUGUUGAAGACUGAAAGGAUGCUGAGGAAAAAUAAGACUGUCCAGAGGACAUCGCCCUUCUAUGAGAAGGAUUGUUUUGAAGAAUGUCCCUUUUUAGAAUGUUGUUAAUCGGGAAGGAAAUCUAUCAACCUGAUAUAAUAGGCCCAGACACGAAGAUGGAGUGUCAAAAAAUCAUCAAUUUUGGAAACCAACUUCUUCGCCGGAAAAACGUGGACUGCGCUCGAGAAGACAGUCGGCUCUCACGAUGCCUCAACACGUUUGACUUAGUGGCUCUGGGUGUGGGCAGCACUUUGGGCGCAGGUGUCUAUGUACUGGCUGGAGCUGUGGCACGGGAAGAUGCGGGACCUGCCAUCGUUGUUUCCUUCUUGAUUGCUGCCUUGGCUUCAGUGCUGGCUGGACUCUGCUACGGAGAAUUUGGUGCUCGAGUUCCUAAGACGGGAUCAGCUUAUCUGUACAGCUAUGUGACCGUGGGUGAGCUGUGGGCCUUCAUCACAGGGUGGAAUUUAAUCCUCUCCUAUGUUAUUGGAACUUCGAGCGUGGCCAGAGCCUGGAGCGCGACGUUUGAUGAGAUCAUAGGCCAGCACAUUGAAGAGUUUUGCAAAAGAUACAUGACGAUGGAUGCUCCUGGAGUGCUGGCAAAAUACCCAGACAUCUUCGCCGUGGUCAUAAUCACCAUCCUAACAGGGCUUUUAAUAUUUGGCGUGAAGGAAUCUGCCCUGGUGAACAAAGUGUUCACCUGCAUCAACAUCCUUGUUCUUGGCUUCGUCAUGGUCUCUGGCUUCGUGAAAGGGUCUGUUAAAAACUGGCAGUUGACUGAACAGGACAUUUACAACACCAGCCACAGCAUAUACGGAGACAAUCAAACACAGGAGGAAAAGCUCUACGGUGUUGGAGGGUUUAUGCCCUAUGGAUUGAAAGGAGUCCUGUCAGGGGCAGCUACGUGUUUUUAUGCUUUCGUGGGAUUUGACUGUAUUGCUACUACAGGUGAGGAGGUAAAAAACCCUCAGAAGGCCAUUCCUGUUGGCAUUGUGGCAUCUCUGCUCAUCUGCUUCGUGGCUUAUUUUGGCGUGUCAGCUGCCCUGACACUCAUGAUGCCUUACUACCAGCUGGAUACCAAUAGCCCUUUACCCAAUGCCUUUAAAUAUGUGGGUUGGGAUGGAGCCAAUUAUGCUGUGGCUGUUGGUUCCUUGUGUGCGCUUUCUACGAGUCUCCUUGGCUCCAUGUUUCCAAUGCCUCGAAUAAUUUAUGCUAUGGCAGAAGAUGGACUUCUCUUUAAAUUUUUGGCUAAAGUCAACGAGAAAAGAAAAACUCCAAUAAUUGCAACAGUGACAUCAGGAGUCAUUGCAGCUGUAAUGGCCUUUCUCUUCGACUUGAAGGAUCUUGUGGAUCUCAUGUCCAUUGGGACCCUCCUGGCUUACUCCUUGGUGGCAGCCUGUGUGUUGGUACUAAGGUAUCAGCCAGAGCAGCCUAAUUUGGCGUACCAGAUGGCUAGGACAACAGAGGAGACAGAUAACAAUGAGUCUGUGAGCACCAGUGAGUCUCAGGCUGGAUUUCUGCCAGAGGAAGAGGAGAAGUGUUCCCUCAAAGCCAUACUGUGUCCCCCAAAUUCGGACCCUUCCAAAUUCUCUGGCUUGGUGGUGAACAUCUCAACCUUCAUCAUUGGUUUCCUUAUUGUGGGUAGCUGUAUCUUGACUGCUCUUGAGCCAAGUGUUCUGAUAAAGGCUGUAUGGAUUAUUGCUGCCAUCCUUGUUCUUGUCGUCAGCUUUGUUAUAUGGAAACAGCCUGAAAGCAAAACCAAGCUCUCCUUUAAGGUACCUCUUUUGCCCCUUCUUCCUGUUGUGAGUAUUUUCGUGAAUGUUUACCUCAUGAUGCAGCUAGACCUAGGCACAUGGAUCCGGUUUGCAGUCUGGAUGCUCAUAGGUUUUAUCAUCUACUUUAGUUAUGGAAUAUGGCACAGUGUGGAAGCCACCUAUGCUGCCGCAGCAGAUGCGGAGAGAAACACGGACACUGGCUCAGACAGCUAUAGUAUUGCGCUGAACCAGCCAAAGGGGAAGAGAAAACCUGAAGGGGCACCUUUGUUGCUAGAUCCCAAUUUGGACAGGCAGAGGACAAGAGGAACUAGAGCUGGUAAGAACCAACAGCCUGGUGUGCUGGCAGCUGGGAACGAGGCUGGGGCUGCCCCGUCGGCUGCUCCACAACAUCAUUGCAGGGGUGGGAAUAACAAAAUGGCUAACCUGGAGUGAGAGCCGCAGUUUUUCAAAGUUCUCCUCCAAUUGUGCCUUUUCCAGUUUGUGAGCUAUACUGAGUUCUGGAGAAGAAAUACAGACAUGACAUUGCUAAGCAAAGUCCAGCAAGCCGGGCUCUGAGAGCUGACAUCAUGAGCCAAGUGCAAUUCAGGAUGCGGUUUUAGGGCAUGGAUGUUGAGUAGGAAACUGAUAGUAAAAUACUCUGAAACCCUAGGUAAAUUGUUUUGGGGAUCAGAAUUUCCUGAUCCUUCACUGGAUCCUCUAUUUCUACAUGACCAGAUUCUGAUUUUUCAGAACUGCUCAGAAUUCCAGCUCCAGGGGCUCUGAUCUGAAAAGGAUCAGUCUGACAGUGGGUCAUUUACCAGUUCACAGUGAGUAUCCCCAAGUCAAAGAUUUUUAGAUUAGAUAUAUUUAAAAGCUGGGGUUGCAAUUUGUUUGGGAAGAUAGAGAGGGGGUCAGCAACUCAGAUGCAAAAAUGCAAAUGAUUGUGCUUCUCCAGGAGCUGCGGCAGAUGACCUUUGAGGUUUAUUCCGUAAGUGAAACUGACAGAGCCCAGAGACAAAAAAGUCCCCUAUUUACAUCACAUGGUUAAAAGUUUCACUACUAGAACAACUCACCCUGGACUUAGCAAUAACCAGAAGUUUAAUAACCAAAGUAGAAUAAAAUU